CCACCAUCCAGCAGCUAGCAGAAGGCAGAAGCAGCUAGUGUAGAUAGCCGGCGGCUGGCUGAGACCACCACCUCUCCCUUUCCUUUCUUCUCUUUGCUUUGCUCCCUCUCAUCUCAUCUUCCCUUCCCUUCUCCAGCUAACACUACAGCUUUCUAGGGCUCACACCGCAGCACCGAUCCAGCGCCGUCCGGUCGUCGAUCCACAUCACCAUUAUUCCAUCCCCCUGAUAACGAUCGAGCCCCAGCCCUCCCUCGCUCUCCGGGCUGAGCUAGCCGGACGAAUUCGGGCGUGCGGCUUCGAGCUCUCGCUUAUAUCAGCGCCGCGCGCGCCGGCCGGCGGCCGGAGGAGCCACUAUCAUCCCCGGCGUUUGAUUCGGCCAGAGCAGCGGCCAUGGUCGAAUAUAUUUGAUCUCUCUCGAUCUGAUCUGAGCUGAGCCGGCUGGUGGCCCGGGAAGGACGAAGUGUGUCGCCACCUAUAAUUUGAUGAUGUUUGUGUCAUCAUGAUCGGUGGCUAGCAGAAUAAGAGAUGAUAAGCGGCAACCUCAACAAUGAAGAGCUGGGGGGCGGCGGGUGCACCAAGGCCGAGGGGCCGGGCGCGGCCGGCGGCGCCGGCGCCGUCGUCGCAAAGAGUCCCGUGCUGUCGAGCUCCCGGCACUGGCCGCCGUCGACGGAGUCGAGGAUCGUGCGCGUGUCGCGGGUCUUCGGCGGCAAGGACCGGCACAGCAAGGUGAGGACGGUCAAGGGGCUGCGCGACCGGCGCGUGCGGCUGUCCGUGCCGACGGCGAUCCAGCUCUACGACCUCCAGGACCGGCUGGGCCUCAGCCAGCCGAGCAAGGUGGUGGACUGGCUGCUCGACGCCGCGCAGGACGAGAUCGACAAGCUGCCUCCGCUCCAGUUCCCGCCGCAAGGGCAGGACCUCGUCGCCCAUCUCCCGCCGUCCAUGGUGGCGCCCUUCGCCAACGUUGCAGCCGACCGGGCCGCCGCCGCCGCUGCCGCCGCGAACGCGUCGGCCGCGAUGGCCGAAGGCGGCAAACGCCACUGCCACGGAGGCAUCAAAGGGCUCAUGGGCAUGGGCCUCAACAAUUCUAUCGGCCUCGCCAACGCCACCAUGCCGCUGGCUCACGGCUUGUACUACACGCCCGGUGAGUCUUGGACCAAUGGAGGCAAUGCCGCCGUCCAUGAUCAUCAGGUGAGCCACGGCGGCACCUCGCCUCAGACGGUGGCUCACCACUCGCCGUUCUCGUCUCUGCUGUCUCUUGCUGCUCCGGGGCCCCAGCUCGUCUUCUACUCGCCGGAAGGCGGCGGCUUCGCCAUGAAAGAAGCCACCGAUCAUCAGUUCGCUGUAGAUAGCCUCGAUCACUCGCAAGGCCAGCUCUCACUGAGCUCAGCUAGAAGCUUCCUUCACCCCGGCAACCAGGGAUGAUAUUAGGUCACUGAUCUCUACUGCUCCAAGAAGGUACGUAGAACAAUAAAGCUUGGUGUAGUAGUAAUCAAGUACUCGUUUGAAGGCUCCGUAAAGCUUGCAACUGCAGUUUUGAGAUGUUAUUGUUUGGUAUGAUCGAGUAGAGGGGCUCUAGCGUAGAGAGCUGCUAGCAUGCAUAGUAAUUAAGGUUAAUUUUGCAGGACAUGCAAUGCAAUUCGUUGCUUCUUUUUUAUACAAGGAAGUAACCGGUCAUGGGGUGUGUGGUGUGUGUGUGUGUUGGCAAUGUAAUAACAAUUUUAUAAUUCGUUCUUGAAUUUGUGCUU
Molecule: messenger RNA, 1745 nt
Organism: Zea mays
Lineage: Eukaryota; Viridiplantae; Streptophyta; Magnoliopsida; Poales; Poaceae
Exons: 2
Coding region: 526-1422 (298 amino acids)
Cellular component (GO): nucleus
Molecular function (GO): DNA-binding transcription factor activity; sequence-specific DNA binding
Source: RefSeq, marked validated